ACAUCCAUGCCAUCUCUACGACUUGGAAACACUGCUCCAGAUUUUGAAGCCGUUACAACGGCUGGGCCCAUUAAAUUCCACGAAUGGAUUGGUGACUCCUGGGCUAUCCUCUUCUCCCAUCCUGGUGAUUUCACCCCCGUUUGCACCACCGAACUUGGAGAAGUCGCCCGACGUGGGCCCGAUUUCGCUAACCGCAACGUAAAAGUCAUCGGUAUCUCCGCCAACGGACUCGAGGAACAUCACAAAUGGGUCAAGGAUAUCAAUGAUUAUGGCUCAAAGGUUGCCCCCACAGAUGUUCAGUUCCCCAUCAUCGCCGACCCAGACAGGAAGAUCUCGACGCUGUAUGAUAUGUUGGACGAGCAAGACGCAACCAACCGCGACGCAAAGGGUCUUCCUUUCACAAUCCGAACUGUUUUCGUCAUCGAUCCCAAGAAGGUUAUUCGUUUGACCCUGGCUUACCCUGCCUCCACUGGGCGCAAUUUCGACGAGAUUCUUCGUGUUAUUGAUUCUCUCCAGCUCGGCGACAAACACCGUAUAACUACACCCGUCAACUGGAAGAAGGGAGACGAUGUCAUUGUUCAUCCCGGCGUCACAAACGAUGAAGCAAAGACCCUGUUCCCCGACUACAGCCAGCACCUCCCAUACCUGAGGACCACCCCUUUAAAAGUUGAAAAGGAUUAAGAACUGGAGGCAACUGUAGUAAUGUUAAAAUGUUGAUUGUACUUCUACUUUAAAUGUCAUUUGAGUCCGUGAUC
This is a messenger RNA of Laccaria bicolor S238N-H82, 755 nucleotides long. RefSeq names its product cysteine peroxiredoxin (gene LbPrx1-Cys). Gene Ontology annotation, cellular component: cytosol; mitochondrion. NCBI's taxonomy places the organism in Eukaryota, Fungi, Basidiomycota, Agaricomycetes, Agaricales, Hydnangiaceae. Gene Ontology annotation, biological process: cell redox homeostasis; cellular oxidant detoxification. Bases 7 to 681 code for a protein of 224 amino acids. Gene Ontology annotation, molecular function: peroxiredoxin activity. The record is from RefSeq and is a predicted model, not a curated record. The transcript is spliced from 7 exons.